Messenger RNA from Scylla paramamosain (green mud crab), 7788 nucleotides. RefSeq names its product zinc finger MYM-type protein 3-like (gene woc). The transcript is spliced from 22 exons. The record is from RefSeq and is a predicted model, not a curated record. Lineage: Eukaryota; Metazoa; Arthropoda; Malacostraca; Decapoda; Portunidae. The coding region runs from base 2563 to 7071 and encodes 1502 amino acids.
UCCAAUUAAAAAAAUGCCCACUGAAAUGCCAGUCCCAUAAAAGGGUCAAAGCAGUAAUCAAAAAUUGAUGAAUAAGUGUCUUGAAACCUCCCUCUUGAAGGAAUUCAAAUCAUAGGAAGGUGGAAAUACAGAAGCAGGCAGUGAGUUCCAGAGUUUACCAGAGAAAGGGAUGAAUAAUUGAGAAUACUGGUUAACUCUUGCGUUAGAGAGGUGGACAGAAUAGGGGUGAGAGAAAGAAGAAAGUCUUGUGCAGCAAGGCCGUGGGAGGACGGGGGGCAUGCAGUCAGCAAGAUCAGAGGAGCAGUUAGCAUGAAAAUAGCAGUAGAAGACAGCUAGAGAUGCAACAUUGUGGUGGUGAGAGAGAGGCUAAAAAUAGUCAGUUAGAGGAGACGAGUUGAUGAGACGAAAAGCUUUUGAUUCCACCCCGUCUAGAAGAGCAGUAUGAGUGGAACCCCCCUAGACAUGUGAAGCAUACUCCAUACAUGGACGGAUAAAGCCCUUGUACAGAGUUAGCAGCUGUGAGAAAAACUGGCGGAGACGUCUCAGAACGCCUAACUUCAUAGAAGCUGUUUUAGCUAGAGAUGAGAUGUGAAGUUUCCAGUUCAGAUUAUAAGUAAAGGACAGACCGAGGAUGUUCAGUGUAGAAGAGGGGACAGUUGAGUGUCAUUGAAGAAGAGGGGAUAGUUGUCUGGAAGGUUGUGUCGAGUUGAUAGAUGGAGGAAUUGAGUUUUUGAGGCAUUGACCAAUACCAAGUUUGCUCUGCCCCUAUCAGAAAUUUUAGAAAGAUCAGAAGUCAAGUGUUCUGUGGCUUCCCUGCAUGAAAUGUUUACCUCCUGAAGGGUUGGACGUCUAUGAAAAGACGUGGAAAAAUGCAGGGUGGUAUCAUCAGUGUAGGAGUGGAUACAACAAGAAGUUUGGUUUAGAAGCUCAUUAAUGAAUAAUAAGAAGAGAGUGACAGGACAGAACCCUGAGGAACACCACUGUUAAUAGAUUUAGGAGAACAGUGACUGUCUACCACAGCAGCAAUAGAACGGUCAGAAAAGAAACUUGAGAUGAAGUUACAGAGAGAAGGAUAGAAGCUGUAGGAGGAUAGUUUGGAAAUCAAAGCCUUGUGCCAGACUCUUUCAAAAGCUUUUGAUAUGUCCAAGGCAACAGGAAAAGUUUCACCAAAAUCUCUAAAAGAGGAUGAUCAAGACUCAGUAAGGAAAGCCAGAAGAUCACCAGUAGAGUGGCCUUGAUGGAACCCAUAUUGGCGACCAGAUAGAAGGUUGUGAAGUGAUAGAUGCCUAAGAAUCUUCCUGUUGAGGAUAGAUUCAAAAACUUUAGAUAGGCAGGAAAUUAAAGCAAUCGGAUGGUAGUUUGAGGAGCAGGAAAUUAAAGCAAUAGGAUGGUAGUUUGAGGGAUUAGAACGGUCACCCUUUUUAGGAAUAGGCUGAAUGUAGGCAAACUUCCAGUGAGAAGGAAAGGUAGAUGUUGACAGACAGAGCUGAAAGAGUUUGACUAGGCAAGGUGCAAGCACGGAGGCACAGUUUCGGAAAACAAUAGGAGGGACCCCAUCAGGUCCAUAAGCCUUCUGAGGCUUUAGGCCAGGGAUUAGGUAUAGUUUAAACCACUGAGUUUGUUGUAAGCACCCCACUGGUCACUUAUGAUUGCUGACCCUGGCUGAAUAUAUUGAUAUAUGAGUGGGAUCUGUGAUUCCCAGUCUUGCUACUCAGCCUCCCUUAAGGGACUCACCAGUGGUACGAUAAACCUCUCAUUUGUUUCCAGCUCUAUCUUCCCAAAGAGCCAAAUUUGUGAGUGCCUGGCCUUUCCCAGACUUCCGUUGCACAAUCACCAUGUCAUCUACUUCCUUAAUGACCCCAGGACCACUAGUGAUGCAUUGGUUAUUCAACCAUAUAAUCUGUUACUUCACUGCAGUUUUAUGGUCCCAGUGGUUAGCCAAUAAAACAGCUUUCCAUGCUGGAAGUUUAAGUGUUCUGCAGGAAGGUGCCCAUUGCAUCAGCAACAGUCAAGUCACAGUAAUGGCACUACAUAGUUUUGGGGAGCACUUGGCUUGCCUUGCACACCAGCUUCUUAUACUUUGACGGGAGGUGCAGUCACUGUUGCAAGUUUGGCACUUCACAUUCUGUGGGAGAACUCUGUGUUCCUUUAAAAAAAGCCACUAUGAGGCAUCUUUGCCAGACUGAUUCAAACUCAGGCUUUGUCACAUCUGACAAGACAAAGGUUCCUGGUAGGCUAAAAUAAGUAAAUAUUUUUCACUGGCCUGUAGUGUUGUCUUCAUUCAAAGAAACCAGUCAUUGCUAAUUAUUCUGCACUAGUGCUUACAGGUCACUCACCCAUGCAGCACGUACAUGUACGAACACUCGGCAUCACUCAGUGGACAGUUGACAAUUUGAUGUCUAGCAAGGUGGUGUGUUGCUCUGGGCAAUUGACCCAGAUGGACUGCAGUGUUGCAUGGGGGCAGUACGGACAAGAUUUUAAAAAAUCGCUAGCAGUGUUAUAAUAAAUUUUCUAGUGCAUGUAUAUGGGGUUGAAAAUACCCAGAAUGAAAGGAUCUAUCUGAUGAGAGAGAAGGCAAGCGGAAAACUGGAGAGGAUACUGUGCGUAUACAGCAUAUCUACGAAUAAGUGUCCAGAUACAAGAAUGGACCAGCCUGAAAGUAUGGAGGUGGACUCAAUAAAAGACAGCAGGCCAGAGCCAGAAGAAAAACAGGAUAGUGCAGUGGAAAAGGAAAAAACUGGAGGAGAAGAGCAUUCACUUGCUAUAGAAAAUAAUGAACAGUGUGAUAUUUCUUCAAAUAUGGGUGUGGUGAUUAUGGAUGAUGACUUGCCCCAAUCAGAGAUUAUAGAUAUUGAUAAGAGUGUUUCAGACCAGCAGUGUGGUGAAACUAAUGACAGCCAGGAUCAAGAAGGUGAAAAUGAGCUAGCAAAUCCUCUUUGUACAUCAGAUGAACAAGAGAACACAGACAAGCAAGAAUUGGAGGCUGAUGUACUGGAGAUAAUAAAUAUGGAGAUGCCCAGCACUGAAGAGUCAGACAGUUCAGGCUUUUGCUCUGUAUCAAAAGCCACAGAAAACAGCAGCUCAUUGGAUAAACAGUCUGUGAUCUUGAGUUCAGUUGAGAGAUCAGAAGAGAUGAGUGAAAGACUGGAGGAUGGGACGUGUUCAGGAGGUGCUGACGCUGCACAGAAAACAAGUGUGGAGAGUGAUGUGAGUAAAGAGGAUGAUAAUGAAGACAUUGUUGAGGUCCCAGUUCAUAAAAAGCCAGCUGUGCUUGUUGACUUAUCAGAUGAUGAUGAAAGUGUUGGUAAGAAUAAAAAAAAUCAGAAGAAAAACCAAAACAGAAAUUCCACUGAUGACUUCAGUGUUAUGGAAGAUAAGGCAGCUAGCAAUGAAAGUAAGAAAAUCAAACUUCGAUCUUUGGCUUCACUUGUGGAUGUUGGCAGUGGGGAUGAUGUGCCAACAAACUCACACCCAGACAUUCCAGGAAUUGGAGAAAUAGUGGAGCAUGGUGUUAUAAUUGGCUCAGAUGAAAUGGAUGGCCUUCAGUUGAGAAUCUCCAAUGUGGUGGGUGGUGAGGACUGCAUCACAGGUCUUACUGUUGAUGAGGACCGUGAUUCCUUCUCAAGCAUUCAGAUUUCUUCUGUGACAACACUCAUUGAUCCCAUUAGCCCUGAGGAUCCUAAUCAGAUGGACAAUAGUAGUGAAAAGCACAAUGUAGAUGAAGGGAAUGAAAAGGAGACGGAAGAGAACCUGCCAUGUCAUCUUGCAGGCAGCACCUUAAAUUCAACAACUGAGCCUCAGACCAGUAGUGCAAGAAUAGCAGCCAGUGACAGUGUGGGCCUGACCAAGGAUGGUGGAAAGAAAUCUGUGGAAAACAAUGAUGAUCCCUCUGAGGAGAUAGGGAAGUCUUCAAAUGGAAAAGAUUUGAGUGAAUCAGGAUCGGCAAGCUCUAAGAUUCGACUAAGCACUGCUGUGACGGAAGCUGCAAAGGAUCUGGGGAACACGGAUAAAAACAGCCCUUCCCGCCAUGUGUACCACAUCCUGCGUAGCAUAUUGACUGUAAAGAGAGAGUGCAUUAUAUGUUACAGGAAUAUCCGAUGUCAAUUUAGAAUUGUUAAGAAGGAUGAAAAUGGAACGUGGGCCUUCCUGUGUUCAACAUUAUGUCGCCUCACGUGGACCUCUGGGCUGAUGCCCAAUCAUGUGGUUGAAAAACCUCGUCUGAUAUUUGAGAAGCUGUGUGGCAUGUGCGGGAAGGAUCUAGCCAGUCUGUCUCGUGAUGGACAGUACUCCUGGGAAACAAGGGAAUUUUGCUCAAAGGAUUGUUUAACUCAGCACCUGAAUGAAGUGGCAGGAGUGUGUCACAUGUGUCAUGAGAGGGUGCGCCCCAUACUUAUUGGGAAGUACUGCGUCCGAUUUGGGUCUGACAUACACCAGUUUUGCUCCAAUACUUGUCUUGAAUGCUACAAAACCAAGAUAAAAGUUUGCUGUUAUUGUCAAAAGAACCUUGAAACUGUCAGUAAAGUUACAUCUAUUUCAAAUAAGGAAUACUGCAGCUCAAAAUGCUUAAAGCGAGCUCAGCGAAGGGAUAUCGGCCAACAGAACCAUACUGACCACUAUCCCUGUACGGUGUGCCAGACCAUAGGCCUCAACCGAUAUGAAUUUGUCAUAAAUCAAGAGACCUACCAGUUGUGUUCAGAUCCUUGCUUGAAUGUUUACAAGUAUGCAAACAAAGUUAAAGCAGUUCCCUGUUGCUUAUGCUUCCGUGUGAUGAAUGCAGAGGACACAGCACACUACUUGUAUCACGGAGGUCAUCAGUUACGGGUGUUUUGUUCGGAUUCCUGUGUAAAUGUGUUCAUUUUGUCUGCUCGCAAAAUCGUUGUCUGCGAGGCAUGUAAGGUAAAGAAAUACAACUUUGAUAUGAUUCAUCGACAAGUUGAUGAGGACUUCAGGGACUAUUUCUUCUGUUCAUUAAACUGUCUCGACUGUAAAGAACAAAGCGUCAGUGGGAAGAAAAGCAAAAAUGGAGGGACCUCAACAUCUCUACCAAAAAGUGGGUCUGUCACAUCAACUGCUGCCUCUGAUCAACCUGUCACCAAUUGCAACAUGUGCAAUGCUGUAGCCAAGGCUCAGUACCACAUGGUCAUGUCUGACAACACACUCAGGAGUUUUUGUCGUUAUGCCUGUGCUUCCAAGUACAAAAAUACUUUCGGGUUUCAAGUGAAUGGAAUUCAGAGUUCAGACUCUUCUGAGACCACCAAUUCAGUUCCAGUUUUGCGAGAGAAAGCCCCUCAAAAAGCUCCUGCAAGUCAACCAGAAGAACCAGAAAACACAUCUCAGACCAAGAAAAAAACUGUCUGUGAUCCAGUGGAGGAAGUCAAUUCUGUGACAGCAGAGUUACUGAGACUUCUCACACCACCAACUAUGGUGAACAAGACAACCUCCUGUCGACCAGGUACCAUGACCAAAGGAGUGUACUGCAAACCUCACCCAUGGCACAGGCAAACACAAACAGAAUCUUCAGAUAUCAAUUGUAGCCUGUAUACCUCUAAACCUCCACCUGUGCUACCAGUGCCAGUGCCUAUCUAUGUCCCUACACCCAUGAUGACGUAUAACAUGCCAUAUCCAGUGCCAGUGUUUGUUCCUAUACCACUCCCAGUUCCUAUCUUCAUUCCAACCACAGCCAAAACCACCAGUGACAUUGCAAAAAUGAUGACUAAAAUUCAAGAUGAAAUGCCAGCAGACCCAUAUGAAGCUGAAAUGCUGCUUUUGGCUCGUGCAUCUAGUGAGAGUGCAGAGGCAGAAGUGCCAGCAGAGAAAACACACAAAAAUCCUUCUGCACCUGCUGAUUGUGAUAGUCAUGCUGCCACUGAUGAACUCAAAGAUGUAGAUGUGUCUUGUCUUGACAGUGUGGAGGAUGACAUUCCAAGAUUAUCUUUAAAACCUUUAGAUGAUACAGCCAUUUUGAGCACCAGCACAGUACCUGAGAACAUUGAUUCAGAAGAUGAAGGUGAAGCACCAAAUCCCAAAAAACGAAAACUGCAGCAUGAAGAUGGUAAUCCCAAGAAGAAGGCGUUACUAAGUGGGAGCUGUGAGUCUGCGUCUAGCAAUGAUCCUGAGAGGGAACCCCAGUCAACCUCCAGCCUGAGUGCUGAGCACCUAGAAGAGGAGUACCCAGACACCUUUCUUAAUAAAAUGUAUGGUCUGGCUGCAUGGAAGAGCUGGGUGACCAGAAAGAAUGCUGAGCUGGCUGGGGUGUCAUCCUCCCGGAACAUGAAGAUGAUAAGUGAUGACCUUCUCUCCAUGAACUGUGAGGAGCUCAACUAUGCACUCUGUCUUUUCCUGAAGGAUCUAAGAAAAAAGAAUGGAGAAUCAUACCAGCCAGACACAAUCUUCUAUCUUCUGCUUGGUAUUCAACAACACCUCUUUGACAGUGCAAGAACAGACUGCAUAUUUAUGGACUUUGGUUUUGAGAAGUUCACCAACAGUUUUGAUGAAAUAACAAAAAACUUCAUAAGCCAGUCAUUGCCAUCAGAUGGGGAGUGUUCCAGUAGUUCCAGUGCACCAGGUGUGACAAGAAUAACUGAGAGUAUGCUAUGGGAGUGUAGACAGUUGGGAGCCCACACACCACAAGUUCUUCUCAACACACUCUUCUACUUCAAUACCAAGGUCUUCAAACUCAAAACUGUUGAAGAACAUCAGGCCCUGUCAUUCUCUCAUAUUGUCAAACAGUGGAGACGAACAGUUGUGGAUCCUGAAGGCUCUGUCAUGAGAACCACUCUCCUCAAGUACUUUGGUCCAAAAAAAGAUGGGAAAAGAAGAAAAGUAAUUGAAAUGCAAGAAAAUAGGGACGAUCCUUUGAGAUGUCCUGUGAAACUCUUCGAAUUUUAUCUUUCAAAGUGUCCUGAGUCCCUCCGCCAUCAGGAAGGCAUCUAUUAUGUCUAUCCUGAGCGAUCCUGUGUGCCAGACUCUCCAACUUGGUUUUCAAACCAGGCAGUGCAGCCAGCCAGCCUCUCCAAGAUGCUGCAUCGUGCCCUCAUGGUGAAAGAAAUCCAGGAAGCACUCAUGGAGUGAUUCAAGGUGUUUUGUAGUGUAUUGUGUAAUUUUUAUUACCAGCUGACCUUUGGCUGCAUUCACACUGACUAGUUUCUUACCAUGGUUGUUCACCACAUCAUCAUCAUUGUCAUUGUCAUCAUUGUCAUUAUCAUUCAUUUAAUGUCCUUAUUUUCCUUUAUGGGGUUGGGAAGCACAUGAAUUUCUCCUACUUUUUUGUAGUCAGAGACUUCAUGCAUUAGGAGCAAAAAGGUUUCCUUUUUGGAUGCCCUUCUCAAACUAUGAAUGGAUUUAAAUUGAGGGUGACCUAGCCCUAGUGGACUUCUGACAAGAUUAUCAAGGACUCCUUCUGUGAGACUGAUUGCAUCAUGUGAUGCAGUACCUACAUCUCACAGUAGGCGGUAUAUCGCUUUGUCCUACACUGACCACUGCAUGGUGAUGUAAACAACAAUUCAUUGUAUCAUGCAAACAACUUGCUGUGAACUGCAAUAAACUGAAGAUUCAUGCAUAGAUUUUCACACUAGAUGGUCACAACCAGUCUGCCACCACAGCAGCUGAUGCACUCUGGAUGCUUCAUUGUGCUGGGUCAGUAUUGUGCUGCAUGCAGCUUUGAUAAGCAGGAAGAUGUUGUGAAAAUAACCUGAGGUGGAUUACAGGUAUCAUUUUAUGGUUAUUUGUUACUCUUCUGAUAUGUUUAUGUGAAUAUUUGUUAAAUAUAUGAUAGUAGUUUUAUGCCUU